Molecule: messenger RNA, 5003 nt
Organism: Tilletiopsis washingtonensis
Lineage: Eukaryota; Fungi; Basidiomycota; Exobasidiomycetes; Entylomatales
Exons: 2
Coding region: 148-4896 (1582 amino acids)
Biological process (GO): lagging strand elongation; DNA replication; leading strand elongation
Cellular component (GO): alpha DNA polymerase:primase complex
Molecular function (GO): pyrimidine nucleotide binding; purine nucleotide binding; DNA replication origin binding
Source: RefSeq, a predicted model, not a curated record
CACAUCCAUCUCCCCGCGAGCCCUCCCUCCCAACAGCAUCGGACACCCACCUUCAUCACACAAGCAACUCUCUGCGACACACUCUCACGCACCACACUCCUGACCCACGCGCAGUAGCUGGCGCCGCAUCCCGCCGCCCGGCGCGCCAUGUCAAGCCGCCUCUUCGCCAAGGCGGGCCGCCUCUCGGCGCUCGCCGCGCUCAAGGCCAAGCGCGAGGGCGGAAGCUCGGCGCCGCAGCGCAAGAGCAAUGCUGAUGACUCCGACUCGGACGCGCUGUACGACGAGGUGUCUGAAGACGAGUACGCCAGCAUCGUGCGCGGCCGCAUGAUGGACGACGACUUUAUUGAGGACGACGACGGCAGCGGCUACGUCGACGACGGCCGCGACGACUUUGGCCCGCGUGCGCAGGACGACGAGGACGACGACAGCGAGGACGACGCCGAGUACUUCGAGCGCACUGGCCGGCGCAAGCCCAAGAAGGGCACCAAGGCCGCCGCCGCUGCCGCCAAGAAGAAGUCAGAGACGCGUGCGUACGCCAGCGGUGCCGGCGUGCCAUCCGCCUUUGGUCGCUCGCCCGCCGCUCCUGCCGCGGCAGGAUCGAAGGCAGCGACAGCCAAGAAGCGUGACGCAGCCUACGCCCGUGCCGGUGCGACCAACGCGUACCGUCCGGCAAUGAGCAGCGAGAAGGAGGCAGACUUCAUGCAGCGCCUCAUCGGCGGCCUCGACAGCGGCGACGCGCCCGCCUCGCCCAGCCCUGCCUCGCGAGGGCUGUCGGCCUUUGGCACGACUGCGCUCUCGUCGCGCAAGCGCAAGCCCGAGGCACGCGGCGACUUCGCAGCCUUCCGACCAAGCAGCAUCCGUGACAGCAGCCCCAGCAGCGCCGCACCAUCCUCCGACCCGGCCGAUCCGCCAUCGGACGGCAUUGCGCCGCAUGUGCACGUCGCCGGCAGCGACUCGCCGCCGUGGAUGGACGACGCUGAUCUGGAUGAGGUGCCGUCAAGCAAGCGCAUGCGUGGCCACGUCUCCUUCAAGGACCAGGACGGCGACGCGAUCAUGGGUGUGGCGGAGGGGCCAGGCGUUUUCGCUGCGCUAGAGCAGCGGCGAGCCGCAGCCAUCAAGGCAGAGGUGCUGCCCUCGGACGAUGAUGACGACGACCUGGGCUUCUCGAUCAAGGCGAGUGUCGCUGGCUCGCGCGCUCCUGUCGUCAACGCCGCUGCCGUGCCGCAGCGCAAGGCUCCGCUGGCGGAGCAACAGCCAAAGGCCCAGCCGAAGCUCUCAGCACCCGUACCGGCCACGCCGUCGCGGCCAGAGGCAAAGGCGCCGACCUCUUGGCAGUCUGUCGCAGCCAAGCUCAACAAUGUCGCCUCCGCGCCGGCCCCAGAGACGCCGUCGGUGCCGCCGCCGCGGACAAAGGCCGCACGCGAGAUGGCCAACGCAGCUGCCGUCUCCUCACCAGCAACGACGCCCGGUGGCAGCAGCCGCGGCAAGGUCCGCGCCUUCGAGGACGACGGCAAGAGCGUGCGCUUCUACUGGCUGGACUACGCCGAGCAGCAGGGCGCCAUCUACCUGACGGGCAAGGUGAAGAACCGCGAGACGGGCAAGUUCGUCAGCGCCACGCUCGACGUGCAGGGCGUGGAGCGCUGCGUCUACCUGCAGCCGCGCACCAACGCCGACGGCACGACGGCGACCGAGGACGACGUCUACGACGAGUUUGACUCGAUCCGCAGCAAGUACGGCAUCAAGAGCUUCCUCGGCAAGUGGGUGACGCGCAAGUACGCCUUCGAGGUGCCUGGCGUGCCGGCCGAGGGCGAGUACCUCAAGGUCAAGUACGGCUUCGACGAGCCGGAGCUGCCCGCAGAUCUCUCGGGCGCGACCUUCAGCCGGGCCUUCGGCGUGAGCACGAGCGCGUUCGAGCUCUUUGUCGUCAAGCGCGGCAUCAUGGGCCCGUGCUGGCUCGACGUGCGCGAUGCGGUGAUCCGCGCCGACGGGCCUGAGCUCAGCUGGUGCAAGGUCGAGUUUCAGGUCGACGAGCCGAAGAGCGUGCACAUCUUCCGCGACGACGACGCGACUGCCCCACGCGAGGCACCGCCGCUCACCGUAAUGAGCCUGUCUGGCCGCACGGUGAUGAACCACGAGGCCAACAAGCGCGAGAUCGUGUGCGUGUCGGCGCAGACGUGGUCGGACUUGCAGCUCGAGGACCCGACGCCGCCAGAGGAGAUUCAGAGCCACCUCUUCACCGUCGUGCGGCCACUCGGCGGCACCUUCCCCGCCAACUUCGAGGCUGAGGCAAAGUCGGGCCGCACGCGCAUCGUUACUGCCAAGUACGAGCGCAUGCUGCUCAACCAGCUCCUGGCGCAGAUCCACCUGCAAGACCCCGACAUCAUCGUGUCGCACGAGUUCACCGGCGUCUUCCUCGACGUGCUGCUGAAGCGCAUCAGCGAGCUCAAAGCGGACCACUGGUCCCGCAUCGGCCGCUUCCGCAAGGCCAAGAUGCCCGCAAUCCGCGCCGGCUUCAAGCUGACGCUCAUCGCCGGCCGCCUCGUGUGCGACCUGGCUAGCGAGACCGCCAAGGGCAUCAUCCCGUCCGUCACCUGGUCGCUGACCGAGAUGUGCUCGACGCAUCUCAAGACGCAGCGCGAGGACGUCGACCCGGACGAGACGGCGUCCUUCUUCGACAGCCUCGCGCCGUCGCCCGAGCGCCUUCUCACCUUCGUGCGGCACUGCGAGGUCGAUGCGUUCCUGCAGAUGGCGCUCGCGUGCAAGGUGCAGAUCCUCGCGCUCACCAAGCAGCUCACCAACCUCGCGGGCAACUCGUGGGCGCGCUGCCUCAACGGAGGCCGCGCCGAGCGCAACGACUACAUCUUGCUGCACGACUUCCACCGCCAGAAAUUCAUCUGCCCCGACAAGCCGGCGUUCGUGUCGUCGUUCGACAAGCGCAAGGCGGCCGCCAAGGCCGACCACGACGGCGCCGACGGCGAGGAGGCAACGGGCACGGGCAAGGUCGCCGUCGCGAGCAAGCAGAAGUUCAAGGGCGGCCUCGUCUUCGAGCCGAAGCGCGGCCUGUACGACAAGUACAUCAUCGUCAUGGACUUCAACUCGCUCUACCCGUCCAUCAUCCAAGAGUUCAACAUCGACUUCACGACCGUCGACCGCGCGGCGUGCAACGCCAACAUGGACGACAUCGACCAGCUGCCCGACGUGCCCUCGUCGGACGUCAAGCAAGGCGUGCUGCCGCGGCUCAUUGCCACGCUCGUGGCGCGCCGACGACAGGUGAAGAGCCUGAUGAAGGACCGCAAGGCGACGCCGGCACAGCAGCUGCAGUGGCAGAUCAAGCAGCUCGCCCUCAAGCUCACGGCCAACUCGAUGUACGGCUGCCUCGGCUUCGAGAUGAGCCGCUUCUACGCCCGGCCACUCGCGGCGCUCACCACCUUCAAGGGCCGUGAGGUGCUCAUGGCGACGAAGGACCUCGCCGAGAGCCUCUCGCUCGACGUCAUCUACGGCGACACUGACUCCGUCAUGAUCAACACCAACGCGACGGACCUGGCCGAGGCGAUGCGCAUCGGCGGCGAGUUCCGCCGCGCUGUCAACGAGCGCUACCGCCUGCUUGAGAUCGACAUCGACGGCGUCUUCCAGCGCAUGCUCCUUGUGCAGAAGAAGAAGUACGCCGCGCUGAAGAUGGAGGACGGCAAGACGACCGUCGAGGUCAAGGGCCUGGACCAGAAGCGUCGCGAGUUCUGCGCUCUCAGCAAGAACGUCUCGAACUACGUGCUCGAGCAGAUCCUCUCGGGCGAGGCCACCGAGACGGUCGUCGAGAAGAUCCACGAGCACCUGACGCAGGUCGGCGAGGAGGUGCGCGAGUCCAAGGUCGACCUGGAAGACUUCAUCAUCUACAAGCAGCUCGGCAAGAAUCCGGCCGAGUACAGCACGUCGACGCCGCUGCCGCACGUCAAGGUCGCACUGCGCGCCAUCGAGAAGGGCGAGAGCAUGCGUGCCGGCGACGUCGUGCCGUAUGUCUUCUGCCUCGGCGAGGACGGCUCGAGCGCUUCCAAGUCGGCACAGGCAGACCGUGCCUUCAGCCCGAACGACCUGCGGCGACCCGGCUCGACGCUGCGCAUCGACUUUGAGCACUACCUCGCGCUGCAGAUCCUCCCGCCGGUCGAACGUCUGUGCGAGAACAUCGAGGGCACCGACCGCAUGCGCCUGGCCGAGUGCCUCGGCCUGGACGCGUCUCGCUACGCGACACACUCGGCCUCGGGCGCCAUCGACCCGAGCAACGGCCGCGAGUUCGUCACGCUCGACAGCCAGGUGCCCGACGAGGUGCGCUACGCCAAGUGCGAGCAGCUCAAGCUUCGCUGCUCUGCGUGCGGCGAGGCGUCGAGCUUCGAGGGCCUGCAGGCCUGCUCCUCGGCGUCGGAGCAGCGCAAGGGCAUGCUCUCGCGCGAGGGCAUCGUGUGCACCAACGCCUCGUGCGGCGCUCAGUUCGGCCUGGCGAGCCUGGCCAUCCAGCUCGAGCAGGCGAUCCGCGCACACAUCGCUCGCUACUACGAUGGCUGGAGCGCAUGUACGGAGCCCAGCUGCUGCGCCCAGACGCGUCUCGCCGGCGUGUACGCCCGGAGAUGUCUGGUCGACGGCUGCGCCGGCAAGACGGAGCUGCGCUACGGCGACAAGGCCCUCUACACGCAGCUCUGCUACUUCGAGACGCUCUUCGACGUCACUCGCACGCGCGAGCUCACCAAGGGCCGCGCCAACCACGCCGACAUCCUCGCCUGCUCUGCCAUCAGCGGGCGGCAGCUGGAUCACCUGCACGGCGUCGUCACGCGCUACCUCGAGCGGUCCGGACGCCGCUACGUCGGCCUGGACCGCCUCUUCAAGUCUCUCUACGUCCGCCCGGCCUGAGCCAGAGCUCCGCCGGCAUGCUCCAUCUUCUCGCGACCAUGUAACCUGACCCUGCACGCUCCAUCUGUCUCUUUCUCUGCAAAUGCAUAACGAUAUCACGCGCGCCA